Glarea lozoyensis ATCC 20868 is the source of this 1662-nucleotide messenger RNA. RefSeq lists its product as uncharacterized. The transcript has a single exon. Lineage: Eukaryota; Fungi; Ascomycota; Leotiomycetes; Helotiales; Helotiaceae. The record is from RefSeq and is a predicted model, not a curated record. Bases 1 to 1662 code for a protein of 553 amino acids.
AUGCGUCCACGACUCCCAAUCCGUAGGGUAUUAUUCCUACGGCCCUUUCGCCCUCCAAACAGCACCCGACUGUUCACCCGUAACACCCUGCCUCACACCCGACCAAGUUUACAAUUCCUCUCCCCACCAACCCGUCGCAUCGCCGCCCGUUACUUGACCACAGAAACGAAAGUAUGGCUGAAGGACGAAGUCAAAAAAGGGUUAAAGAUCACAGCCUAUGCCUACGCAUUUGCUGCAUUAGCUGUUGUCAUAGCACUGGGCGUACACACCGAAUGGACGGAAAGGAACUACCAUCCGCCACCUGAAUGGACGUGGUCUACCAGGACUCAAUGGAAAACGGCAAAGCUGGCAUAUGAUGAAGAUGAGGGGGAGAAACCAUUUAUUGACUGGCCCCAGAUUGGUCAAUUUAUGCGUAUAGCAAUCGAGAGACUUGAAAACCCAAACGUGGACGGGGCGGGGCUGGAGAAGCAGGGUGAUGGUGGGAUUUGGGUUGAUGGAGUAGGAGAGACAGGAUAUGAUAUUACGAACAAAUCGGAGCCGUGGAGGAGAGGCUAUUAUGAUGCGCUAUUUUUGGCUGCGAAGUCUUCCGAGUACCUCGAGGAAUGUAUGAAGGAUAAAGUGUCUGGAGUUAUCGUUCCCAAGAAAUACGUGAUAGGACCUUCGAAUCCAAAACCGAGACCGAUGCCUCCUGGGAGCGGUAUUCAAACACCACUCGAAGAGAAUUCCGAGCCUUGUUUCGAACCUCCUCAGCAUUAUUACAUGAAGAUCCUUACCACCAAAGGCUUCACCGAGAGGCAGUACGUCGACGCGGCGCUAGGAUACGCAGGAUAUCUCGAUUAUAAACAAGCCCCCGAAACAGCACUAGAAAUGUACAAAUGGGCAAUGGACCACGCAACCUCAAGCCCCGAAGCAAAAUCAGUCAUUGAUACCAAAACCGGAAUCCUAACCAACACCAAAGCCCCCUCCGAAAAUAUCCUCAACGUCAGUCGAGCCCUCGCAGUCCACCACGCUCAAAACUCCAACAUCACUCUCGCCCUCCCAAUUUUCCUCUCCGUCCUGCGCGCCUACCGUUCCCUCCCCGAACCCCCUCCACCACCACCACCCCAACCACGCGAAGCGCGAACAAUAUCUAAAGCCCUGACCCGAACCAUCAACACCCUCUUCACAACCCCACCACACCCACCGCCUCCCCCCGACGGGACAUCCCAACCCCUCCGCACCCCCUCAACCCUCUGCACCGAAGCCGGACUCAUGACGAACAUCGGCGAGAUCCUCUAUUCUUCCACCCCUAGUAUACGCAGCAAAGAAGACGGCCUAGCAUGGACACGAGAAGCGGUCGACAUCGCUGAAGAACAGCUGACACGAUCACGAUUGGAUGGAGAGGGGAUUAAGAAUUGUAAACAAUGCUUGGGUGUCGCGAUUGAGAAUUGGAACGCCAUGGUCGAGUUACUAGCGAAUGAGGAACGGGAGGCGAAGAAAGGUGGUGUGAAAAAGAAAUCUACGGGGUGGUUUGGGAAGGAGGAGGUAAAAGAGGAUGGAUUGGGGAGGUGGGAGAGUGAGGAGAUUGUUGUUAGGGAGAAACGCAGAAGGGCGGGGGAUAUUCUGGAUAAGGGACCCAGUCCGCCGAAGAGGAGGAGUCCGUUGUCGUUUUUGACUGUGUAG